AUGCCAGAGUUUGAAAUCACAUCCUUGCUUGAUACAGACUUGUACAAGUUGUCAAUGCAGGCUGCUGUGUUCCAGCACUUCAAGGAUGUACCUGUCUUGUACAAGUACAAGAAUAGAACACCGCUGAUGAUUCUUAACAAGGAGGCAAUCACAUGGUUGAAAGAGCAGGUAUCGGAAUUGGGCCAAUUGAGAUUUUCUAGCGAGGAAAUUGACUACUUGAAGAAGACCUUACCAUACUUCCCCAACGAGUACUUGCAGGACUUGAGCAAUUUCAAAUUACAUCCAUCCACUCAAGUUUCGUACGUCAAUGAUGUGGACAAUUUGCAAGACUUUGGAUUGCAUGUGGCUGGAACCUGGUAUGAGACCAUUCUUUACGAAAUACCUCUCUUGGCUCUUGUGUCUGCAGCAUACUUCAAAUUCGUGGAUACAACUUGGGAUUAUGAAGGACAACGGGAAUUGGCAGAGCACAAGGGAAAGCAAUUGCUUGAUAACGAGUGUAUCUUCAGUGAAUUUGGCACCAGAAGAAGGAGGUCGUUCAGAGCGCAAGAAAUAGUGGUGGAAACCCUCUGCAAGGUAUCAAAAAGCCACGAAAAUACAAAGUUGUUUUUAGGAACGUCCAAUGUGCUUUUGGCUAAAAAGUUCAAUGUGGCACCAAUUGGAACCGUCGCCCACGAGUGGUUCAUGGGUGUCGCUUCCAUCACUCAAGACUAUACCAAUGCCAAUAAGGCAGCCAUGGACUAUUGGCUUCAAACAUUUGGACCAGAGCACGCAGGAUUAGCUCUCACGGACACCUUUGGCACAGACGCUUACCUUAGAGCAUUUGGCAAGCCGUACGCGGACUACUACACUGGUGUGAGACAAGAUCUGGGUGACCCCGAGUUAUAUGCUGCCAAAAUUGCCAACCACUACAAAUCUUUAGGUUAUGCCCCUUUCUCAAAGAUAAUCUGCUUCUCGGACUCCUUGGAUAUUGAGAAGUGUCUUAAGUACAAGAAAUGUGCGCAAGAGGUCGGACUCAAGGUCUCAUUUGGAGUGGGCACAUUCUUCACUAACGAUUUCAAGAGCAAUGUGGAGCCCUUUGAGAAAUCUCAGCCCCUUAAUAUUGUAAUCAAAAUUGCUGAGGCUGCUGGAUAUCCUGCCAUUAAGAUCAGUGACAACAUUGGCAAGAAUAUGGGGGACCCCGAAGUUGUGUCCAGAGUCAAGGAAGAGCUUGGGUAUACAGAAAGGGAAUGGGAGUCCGGAGACGAAAGCAAGCGUUGGGCAAAGUGA
This is a messenger RNA of Sungouiella intermedia, 1266 nucleotides long. The record is from the annotation of a GenBank genome assembly. NCBI's taxonomy places the organism in Eukaryota, Fungi, Ascomycota, Pichiomycetes, Serinales, Metschnikowiaceae.